UUCUUUUACCUAUUGUCAGAGUUUCCAGUGGCCGGAUAUACAUUGAGUUGCCGGAAAUGGUCGUUUUUUGGCCGUUGACGGCACUGCGUGCUCUGGCAAUAUUAUGCUGGUUAGCUACGCAUGUAGCAGCUGACUACAAGUAUUGGUCGCCACUUCCACCACAUGAGCACAAUCUCCCUAAUUCCCAUUACAAAUCACCCCUGCCAGUUCCUUACUACUAUGAGUCACCACCGCCACCAUCGCCCUCACCUCCUCCACCUUACGUUUACAAGUCUCCACCAUCACCCUCUCCCCCAUAUGUGUACAAGUCUCCGCCUCCUCCAUAUAUUUAUAAGUCAUCGCCACCUCCUUCGCCUUCCCCACCUCCACCAUAUAUAUACAAAUCUCCACCUCCUCCAUCCCCGUCACCCCCUCCCCAAUAUGCUUAUAUGUCAGCGCCACCUCCUUCACCUUUCCCACUUCCAUCAUAUGUAUACAAAUCUCCACCUCCUCCAUCCCCUUUACCCCCUCCCCCAUACAUGUAUAAGGCACUGCCACCUCCUUCACCUUCCCCACCUCCACCAUAUGUAUACAAGUCCCCACCUCCUCCUCCAUACAUUUAUAAGUCACCAUCACCGCCUUCACUUUCCCCACCUCCACCAUACGUAUACAAGUCACCACCACCUCCAUCUCCAUCACCCCCUCCUCCAUAUGUUUAUAAGUCACUGCCACCUCCUUCACCUUUUCCACCCCCACCAUAUGUAUACAAAUCUCCACCUCUUCCGUCCUCGCCACCCUCUCCCCCAUACGUUUACAAGUCACCGCCACCUCUUUCACCUUCCCCACCUCCACCAUACGCGUACAAGUCUCCACCUCCUCCAUAUGCAUACAAGUCACCGCCACCUCCUUCACCUUUCCUGCCUCCACCAUAUGUAUACAAGUCUCCAUCUCCUCCAUACGCAUAUAAGUCACCGCCACCUUCUUCACCUUCACCACCCCCACCAUAUAUAUACAAAUCUCCACCUCCUUCGUCCUCGCCACCCUCUUCCCCAUACAUUUACAAGUCACCGUCACCUCCUUCAUCUUCACCACCUCCACCAUAUGUUUAUAAGUCACCGCCACCUCCUUCACCAUCCCCACCUCCACCAUAUGUAUACAAGUCUCCACCUCUUCCAUACGUAUACAAACCACCGCCACCUCCUUCACCUUCACCACCCCCACCAUAUAUAUACAAAUCUCCACCUCUUCCGUCCUCGCCACCUCCUCCCCCAUACGUUUAUAAGUCACCGCCACCUCCUUCAUCUUCACCACCUCUACCAUAUGCAUACAAGUCUCCACCUCCUCCGUCCCCAUCACCCCCUCCCCCAUAUGUUUACAAGUCACCGCCACCUUCUUCAUCUUCACCACCUCCACCAUAUGCAUACAAGUCUCCACCUCCUCCAUCUUUAUCACCCCCUCCUCCAUACAUUUACAAGUCACCCCCACCUCCUUUGCCUUCACCACCUCCACCAUAUAUAUACAAGUCUCCACCUCCAUCUCCUUCACCCUCUCCUCCAUACAUUUACAAUUCACCACGACCUCCAUCACCCUCGUCUCCCUCUCCAUACCAUUACAAGUCUCCAUCUCCACCAUUUUCACCACCGCCACCCUCAUCAUUGGCCCCGCCUCCUCAUGCAUAUUACCAAAACUCUACUCCCCUUAUUAUUUUCUAAGGAUGAGUAUAUUAUGG
Diospyros lotus (date-plum) is the source of this 1708-nucleotide messenger RNA. Its product is annotated as extensin-2-like. Gene Ontology annotation, biological process: plant-type cell wall organization. Gene Ontology annotation, molecular function: structural constituent of cell wall. The transcript is spliced from 2 exons. Lineage: Eukaryota; Viridiplantae; Streptophyta; Magnoliopsida; Ericales; Ebenaceae. The coding region runs from base 57 to 1691 and encodes 544 amino acids. The record is from RefSeq and is a predicted model, not a curated record.